Penicillium cataractarum is the source of this 1230-nucleotide messenger RNA. RefSeq names its product fungal specific transcription factor domain-containing protein. The record is from RefSeq and is a predicted model, not a curated record. NCBI's taxonomy places the organism in Eukaryota, Fungi, Ascomycota, Eurotiomycetes, Eurotiales, Aspergillaceae. The transcript has a single exon. The coding region runs from base 1 to 1230 and encodes 409 amino acids. Gene Ontology annotation, biological process: DNA-templated transcription. Gene Ontology annotation, cellular component: nucleus. Gene Ontology annotation, molecular function: zinc ion binding; DNA binding.
AUGCGACUCAAUAAGGAGUACCACUCUAGACACCCUGAACAAGAACGCGAGAUCCGACGGCGCACAUUCUGGGCAUGUUUGCAAAUCGACCGAUUACUUGCGUUUAGCUUGGUGAAACCACGUACAUUGUCUCUCAGAAAUGUGAACAUCUCACUCCCAAGCACUGAUAUAUCCUUGGCCUAUGGGGAGAAGACUCGAGGUGUGACUCUCGAGACCCUAGCAAAUUUCAACGGAAACCCUUCGGACAUUGGUAUCCAGUCAUACUUGAUUAAAAGCAUUUGCAUAUGGAGCGACUUUGCCGAUUUCCAUGUCACCCAAGAGCGCAUGGUUUCGAAACUGCCGCCCACCGAUCCAUCUAGUCGAUUUGCUCAACUCUGCGCAUCGCUUCAAGAUUGGACUGAUAACCUACCACCUCGUAUGCAAUGGUCGGAGGAGAACUACAGAAUACAUCUUGAUCUAAACCAAGGAGCAGCGUAUAUGGCAAUACAUUGUCUUCUACAAAGCGCCUGGUGCGUUUCGCAUCAAGACUAUCUGCCACAGACAGAUGAGCAUUCAAUACUUCUCGAUUAUAUGGAUCCGGCUGGCUGGUCGUUUCUCCAUAGAGAGCAAACUCUAAUAUCGACCUGUGUAUCUCAUGCCUUGCAAGUUGGGAAAUUGAUCGAUGCCUAUCUAAGCUUUGAUCGACACCUUGAAAAUCAAGGACAGUCGAUAUUCCUUGCUCUGUCAGUUCUAUCCACCGCCAGUCCACUGCUUUGGCUGCGAUACACACAAGAUGAAUGCAGUUCUGAGGGAGACAAAGACCUUGCGGACACCUAUUUCGAGAAUUACAUACGACUAGUCAGAUCUUGGCGGGGCGCUUGGGAUAUUGCACACACCUGGUUACGACAGUUAGAAGAGAUGCGCUCGCUUUACCGCUUUGCAUACAUGGGUAUUCUUGAUGAUAGCGUGCAUAUGGAAGCUCCAUCGAGAUGUAGCAGUCCCACCAACCAAAGUCCGCAAUCACCAGAAUACCGUCCUAGUCCUGGGGACGGUUUGCCGCCAGCUACCAUCUCAAAGAAUAUCUAUUCACUUCUCCGGUUGAACAGAACAGCAAAUUUGAAUCUACGAGAGGAAUAUCAAUCAUCUAUCUGGGUCACACUUACGCAGGGUUGGCCGCAAAGCGUUGAUAUCAGUGCUUGGGAUGAAUCUAUGCAGGAGCAGGUACCAUCUGCAUCGAUGAAAUGGCAGUAA